UCCUGGUCAUGUCGAUGCGCUCAUAGGCGGAGAGUUCUUUCUUCAAUUGUUGGAGACCGGUAAAAUCGAACUCGGCAACAAUUUACCGAUAUUACAAAAUACAAAAUUCGGUUGGAUAGUAUCGGGCUCAAUACCACAACAUCUUAUUCAAUCAUCUGUUGACGAGACGUUACGAAAAUUUCGGGAAUUGGAAGAAUACGUAGAUAACAAUAAAAAACUGUCGAAAGAGGAACAGAGUUGCGAAAUCCACUUUACAAACACAACAAUUCGCGAUAAGUUUGGACGACAAUACUCCGAAUUUAUACGCAAGUACAUAGAGUUAAAUCACAUGUCCAGGAUUACCGAAGGCAAUGGCAUAUCGAAUCCAGUGUAUUUGCCGCAUCACGGUGUACUUCGCGAAUCAAGCACGACAACCAAAUUAAGAGUAGUAUUCGAUGCUUCGGCAAAAACUGCGUCGGGUAUCUCGUUGAAUGACACGUUGAUG
Formica exsecta is the source of this 484-nucleotide messenger RNA. RefSeq lists its product as uncharacterized. Lineage: Eukaryota; Metazoa; Arthropoda; Insecta; Hymenoptera; Formicidae. The record is from RefSeq and is a predicted model, not a curated record. The transcript is spliced from 3 exons. The annotation marks the transcript as partial.